This is a messenger RNA of Toxorhynchites rutilus septentrionalis, 1684 nucleotides long. It is a transcript of the gene noi, whose product is annotated as splicing factor 3A subunit 3. Bases 96 to 1550 code for a protein of 484 amino acids. Gene Ontology annotation, cellular component: nucleus; spliceosomal complex. The record is from RefSeq and is a predicted model, not a curated record. NCBI's taxonomy places the organism in Eukaryota, Metazoa, Arthropoda, Insecta, Diptera, Culicidae. Gene Ontology annotation, biological process: mRNA splicing, via spliceosome. The transcript is spliced from 3 exons. Gene Ontology annotation, molecular function: zinc ion binding; RNA binding.
ACUGUCAAACCCGUCAAACCUUUUGCAUCGCGUUUCGUUUUUCUCCAAAGUUAAAUCGCAUAAAAACAUUUGUUCAGAAAACAUCGUGUGAAAAAAUGGAAACAAUAUUCGAAAUUCAACGUCGACUGCACGAGGAGUGCGACCGGCUAGUGAUGGCCAUGUCCGAGGAGCUCCAGAUGCCGAAAAAAACCACCAAAGAGAAGGUUCUUGCCGAUCACCGGAUCAAGAUUUAUCUCGAGCGAUAUCAGAGCUGCAGCAAGUCGCUGCUGGAGCUGUACCAGGACAAGGACGGCGAGCGGAAGCAGGAGAUCACCAACAUGAGCGUGAAUGAGUUUAAGGAGUUUUACAGCCAGUUUAACUCGCUGGUGGAAUUUCACCAGAAUCAUGGCAACAAUGUGGCCGUUCCGGCUUCGAUUGAAUUUUCAAAGUUGCGCGAGCAGCUUAAUGAUUCCGCGUACCUGGCGGAGGUUGUCAAAUUUAGCGAUGUGGAGAACUACGGGCAGUAUUUGGAUUUGCACGAGUGCUACGACAAUUAUAUCAAUCUGAAGGCGAUAGAUAAAAUCGAUUACAUUACGUAUCUGUCGGAGUUCAACCGAUUCUCGGAUGUUCCGCGGAAGCAGAAGAAUUUGAAGUACAAGAAGUAUUUGGAACUGCUGCACGAUUAUCUGUAUAGCUUUAUCACGAGGAGCCGGCCGUUGUUUUUCGAGCUGGAACAUACGGUGAAACGGAACGAGCUGCAGUUUGAGGAUUUGUGGAAAAAUGGUGAGGUGCCUGGGUGGGAGCGGAUGAAGGAUGUGGACGACGACGCGAUGAUAAAUUUGAACGAGUUUGCCAAGUGGGAGGAUUUGACGUAUUUCGGUUUGGAUCGUUUAAAAUCGGCGCUUCAGGCUAUGGGUAUGAAGUGCGGCGGCACACUGGAGGAACGUGCCCAGCGUUUGUUCGCUUGCAAGGAGGACAAGAACAAGGAAAAUGAGCGCAAGCGACUUAUGUUUAACCAAAAGGAUAAGGACAUUGCGCUACUUGAGUACAAAAUUACAAAGCUGUCGGAAUUGGUGGACGAUCAGAUCUAUGAGACGAAGAUCAAUUUGCAGCGGAAGCAGGCGCGUUAUACGCUGGAUGAGAGCGACGAGGACAGCAUGGAUGAGGUGGAAUCGGAUGAUGACGAUGGAAUUCCGUACAAUCCGAAGAAUCUCCCGCUCGGGUACGACGGAAAACCGAUUCCUUACUGGUUGUAUAAAUUGCACCAGCUGCACUUCACGUAUGAAUGUGAAAUCUGCGGUAAUUAUAAGUACAACGGGCCGAAGGCCUUCCAGAAUCACUUUUCCGAGUGGAGACACGCUCACGGCAUGCGAUGCUUGGGUAUACCAAACACAGCCCACUUCGCGAAUAUUACGAAAAUCGAGGAUGCCCUACUUUUGUGGGACAAGGUGAAGGAUCAAACCUUCUCGAAGAUGUGGGUUCCAGCGAACGAGGAGGAGUUUGAGGAUUCCCGUGGAAACAUCCUGAGCAAGAAAGUGUAUCUUGAUUUGCAGAAGCAGGGAUUGCUUUAAAGUGGACUCAAUAUAGAGCAUUUACGUAAUGGUUUAUAUGAUUAACAGUGUUUAUCUAUUCCAAUUGGGAACAAAUAUAAGAGAGAAAAAGUCAACUAUAGCGCGGCGCCAACAAUUCUUCGCUGCUCGUUAUU